AUGCCUACGGACACUAUAUUAUGGCCCCACAUCCGGAGAAUGUACUAUUUCACAACUGACCGUUUACGAAAAUCGUUUCUUCAUCAGAUCUUCCUCAAAAUACUCUUCUUCGUCUCUAUUGUGAUUGAGAGAAAAUGUAACGCAGCUGGUUCUAUUCUUGAUGGAGAGCAAAAAAGCAAAGAGAUCAAUGAACUGCUAUCUGGAUUAGAUGAAGCUGAUGUUCUGAUAAGAAAAAUGGAUCUUGAAGCAAGAAGUCUGCAGCCAAGUGUGAAGGCAAUGCUGCUUGCAAAGCUUCGAGAAUACAAAUCUGAUUUAACAAAACUGAAAAGGGAAGUUAAGAAACUUGCUUCAGCUAAAUCCAGUCUAACUGCACAUGAAGAGUUGCUGGAGUCCGGAAUGGCUUCUUCAGAUCAAAGAGAUAGACUGAUGAUGUCAACUGAAAGGCUAAAUCAAUCUAGUGAGAGAAUUAAGGAUAGCAGGAGAGCUGUGUUUGAAACCGAGGAACUUGGUGUCUCAAUUCUUCAAGAUUUGCAUCAACAACGAGAAACUCUUUUAAAUUCCCAUGCAAAGCUGCAUGGAGUAGAUGAUGCGAUUGACAAGAGUAAGAAAGUGUUAACAGCAAUGUCAAGAAGGAUAUCGAAGAACAAGUGGAUUAUUGGGUCUGUGAUUGGAGCUCUUGUGCUUGCCAUUAUUUUUAUUUUAUAUUUCAAGCUUACUCAUUAGUGACUCUCACUUCUAAAACAUGUUUGACCAUAUUAUAUUGGGUGUAUGUAUGUAUAUAUGUUGUUAUGUUUUAGACCUUGUUUGCAGCUUUGUUAUAAAAUUGACAUCAACUUUGAUUUU
Molecule: messenger RNA, 843 nt
Organism: Lactuca virosa
Lineage: Eukaryota; Viridiplantae; Streptophyta; Magnoliopsida; Asterales; Asteraceae
Source: the annotation of a GenBank genome assembly